AUAUACAUAUACAUAUGCAGGCAGAGUAACAAAACAAAACCAUUAUUUUAUUUCCCUGCAAGUUAUCUGUCGAUGUUGAGUGGAAUAUUAAAGCACCUUUUCGGUGCAUAUCCCGCCCUUCUUUUUCUAGUCAUCCUAGCCGGCCACCAGAGUUGCAGUGCUACAAAGAACAGUACUGUUGACUGUGCUCCAUCUUCUUGUGGCAACAUCCAUAAUAUUAGCUACCCUUUUCGACUAAGUACCGAUCCCAAUAAUAGCUGCGGCAACAAAAAAUAUGAACUUACUUGUGAAAACAACCGCCCAGCUUUAUACUUGAAGAAGAAGACGGUAAAAUAUUACGUUCAGGCAAUCCAUUACAGCAACUUCACGAUUCGACUUGUGGAUGCUGAUGUUCAGAAGGAUGAUUGCUUCUCUAUUCCUCGUCAUUCUUUAAUCUUAGAUCCCUUUGACAAAAGGGAUUAUCUUCCAUAUAAUCUUCGCUUGUUCGAUUACAGUUAUGUUGUCCUCUAUACAUCAACUUUUGUUUUUAUCAGUUGCCCAAAUCCAAUACGGAGUCCUUCAGACUAUAUUGUGGAUGCUUCUUCAUGCAAAAAUAGUAGUACUCUUUUUAAUUCUACGUCUAAUAUUUCUUCUCCGAGUUCCCAGAAUUAUUCCUAUGUCUUUAUUGCUAAUUGUUUUUCCUACCACUAUUCCUCUUAUGAUUUGGGGGACAUACCGGAAUUGUGCCAUGUAAAUUUGACGUAUCCCGCGUCGUCUUUCACUUUUCAUCCGCCGAAAAAUGGGACCAAUUUUUCCUAUAUAGAUGUCCACGAUAGUAUUGUAUAUGGGUUUGAUCUUUCAUGGUCUGACGUCUGUUGUGAUUUCCUGAAAGAGAACCCCUGCAAACUUAAUGAAGCCGACAAAAACAAGUAUUGCACUUUUGAAGACUUAAGAAGCCUUGCUCCAAGCGUUGCUCCAAUCCGAGUUGCAAUAAGUUUUCUGGUUAAUCGUGUACUCUGUUAUUAUCCUGCCGUCGAUGUAUGGCCGCUAAACAGGUAUUUACGAGAUUACGAAUGGAUAACAUAUCGAAGCUCGGGUCAACCGCGAUUGGAAUUCAACUUUUAUAAAAACGGACCUAAUUCUGAUUAUAUCACGAAGAACAUCUCUUCGGAUGCACUAAGCAUUCUCAUAGUUUUGCUCAUUACACUACUUGCUUUACUACCUACGCUACUUGUGCUCAUCGUGAUAUAUCAUAUAUUAUUAUUUCCUUGUGGGCUUCCAUGUCUCAUAACCUUAUUGGUCUACAAAUGGCGAAGAAGGCAUUUAUCAAUGUAUGGUAACAUUGAAGAAUUCUUGCAAAGUCAUGAUCAUAAUCUCACACUUAUAAGGUACUCUUACUCGGAGAUUAAGAAGAUAACUCACGGAUUCAAUGACAAGUUAGGUGAAGGAGGUUAUGGCUCGGUGUACAAAGGAAAGAUUCGUAGUGGCCGUUUGGCGGCUGUAAAAAUUCUAUGCAAAGGAAAAGCUAAUGGGCAAGACUUUAUCAAUGAAGUUGCCGCCAUUGGAAGAAUUCACCAUUGCAAUGUGGUGCAGCUCAUAGGCUUUACUGUUGAGGGCUCGAAGCGUGCUCUUAUAUAUGAGUUCAUGCCUAAUGGAUCUCUUGAAAAGUAUAUUUUUUCUAGGCAAGAUAGCCUACCACUGAGUAACCAGAAAAUAUAUGAAAUUUCUCUAGGGGUGGCUCGUGGCAUUGAAUAUCUACAUGAAGGUUGUGACAUGCAGAUUUUGCAUUUUGACAUCAAGCCUCACAACAUUCUUCUAGAUGAAAAUUUCACCCCAAAAGUCUCAGAUUUUGGACUUGCAAAAUUAUAUCCAACUAAUAAUAGCGUUGUGUCCCUCACUAUGGCUAGAGGAACGAUGGGAUACAUGGCUCCUGAGUUAUUUUACAGAAGCAUCGGAGGCGUCUCUUACAAAGCCGAUGUCUAUAGUUUUGGGAUGUUGUUGAUGGAUUUGGUUGGGAGAAGAAAACAUCUGAAUGUAUUGACAGAUCAUUCAAGUCAGAUGUACUUCCCUUCAUGGAUUUAUGACCGAGUUAAUGAAGGAAGGGAUGUACUUGAAGAUCAAGCGACAGAGCAGGAAAAGAACACAAUAAAAAAGAUGACUAUAGUGGCAUUAUGGUGCAUACAAUUGAAGCCUAAUAAUCGUCCCUCGAUGCACAGAGUUGUACAGAUGCUUGAAGCAGAUAUUGAAUAUCUACAAAUGCCUCCAAAGCCUUUUUUCGUUCCACAACAAACAUCAAAUGAUGAUAGGAUCAAUAUGGCUAAUCCAACAAGUUUAAGAGAUGCGUCGAAUGUUUGUAGCAUCGAUUCUUCAUAUCAGUUUGGUCGUUGAUAUAAAUACUCUUGUAUGUUUGUUUAUUUAAGUAAUAUGUUAAUUUUGUA
Messenger RNA from Populus nigra (black poplar), 2417 nucleotides. RefSeq names its product PR5-like receptor kinase. The transcript is spliced from 8 exons. The coding region runs from base 73 to 2367 and encodes 764 amino acids. Gene Ontology annotation, biological process: protein phosphorylation. The record is from RefSeq and is a predicted model, not a curated record. NCBI's taxonomy places the organism in Eukaryota, Viridiplantae, Streptophyta, Magnoliopsida, Malpighiales, Salicaceae. Gene Ontology annotation, molecular function: polysaccharide binding; ATP binding; protein kinase activity.